GUUGCGCUGGGCGCCGGGAGACGGAGAGAGCGAGAGAGAGAGUGCGGCCCGGACGGUGCUUAAGGAAGCGGGAAGUCCAGGGCGGAUAACCGGGGUAAACAGGGCCCCGGGUUUGUUGAAGGUGGGCUUAAAAAAUACAACAGCUCAUCAGUUCUGUUGAAGUUUACCGUGUGCAGUUGCCUUGCCCUGAAGUAGAUUUCCUCUUUGACUGCCCGCACCAUGGAAGGGGGUUCUUCUGUGCAAGCUAAUCAUGUUUUCCGGGGCAUUGAGUAUAUAGUGACAAUGAUGGUGACUGGAGACGUGUUAGAGGUGGAAGUCGAGGACCGAUUGACAUCUGAGCAGUGGCGAGGAGAAUUCGAGGCUGUUUAUAUUGAAGACGUCACUCACAAAACUGGCAACUUCAAACAGUUCUCAAUCUUUUGCAAUAUGUUGGAGUCAGCCAUCACAAAGAGCAGUGAAUCAGUGACUCUUGACCUGCUGACCUACGCUGACCUGGAGUUAUUGAGAAACCGGAAAGCUGGAGUUCCAAUGAGGCAUGUACCACCACCGAAAUCUGGAGCCCUCAAUGUUAAACGUUACCUUAUCCUCAUUUAUUCGGUGGAGUUUGACAGAAUACACUACCCACUGCCACUACCGUACGCAGGAAAGCCAGAUCCAGUCAUUCUCCAGAAGAUCAUUCGAGGCCUCAAAGAGGAACUGGCCACAGUGAGAUUGAAGCAUGGCAAGGACUUCCGUGACACAGAGCUCAGACGCUUGAGAGCAGAGUUUGAGAAGCUGCUGCAGGAGAAACAGGAGCUGGAAGUCAUGAUUCUGCAGCUGCAGGAGCAGAUGAAACUGUCUGGCACUGUGUCUGUGGCCAAAGAGGUAAAAAUACUCAAAAAGAUUAUUCAGAGCCUGGAGGAGGAGCUGAUGAAGGAGAAAACAAAAAAUCAGAGAGCAGCAAAUAAACGGAACCAAGAAUACCGGCAAGUCUUGGAUGAGCUGGAAGACGUAAAGGCUUCAGAACGGAAACUGAAGGUGCGAGUGAAGAACCUGACGACUGAGCUGAAUUUGUAUAAAAGGGGUCGCUUGACUCCAGUGGGACCCUCUCCACAAAACCGAUCAAAUUUAAAUCUCAGCUCCGGCCGCCGUUCUCAGACGAGGACAGACUCAGCCGGCAGAGUUCGGAAUGACAGUCAUUCGGCCUCGCGGGAAAGAAGCAAGCAGUGGUCAGGAUCCCGACCGAGGGAAACAUCCACAUCCAGAGAGAGAAGUCGCCAAUGGUCAUCGUUUCGAGAGAGGGAACGGUCUUCCUCUAGAGAGAGCCAGCAAGGAAAUCGUUGCCGUAUCCCCAGACUGUCGCCUUCCCCAGCAGGAACCAGACAACCCCUUUUUGAUCCCACUGCAUAUGUACACAACAAGGAACAGAAGCAGAAGGAGACAGAACAGAGAAAUUUGAGGAAGAUCUACAGGGGCAUGAACCUCCUGACCAGUGAGGAACGAGGAAGGCCGAAAUCCAAGAACUGCUCCCGUGAAGGCAGCGCCAGCAAAGUACAAACAGGCAGUCACAGCCGUGGACGGAGCUCUUCGGCUGAAUUUCACCGGAGCAGAUUCUCCUCGGCAAGCUCACUCAGUGAUUUUGAAGAUAGCAGAGGACAUGCCAAGUCCAGAUUGCAGAGAGGCAGAAAACCUAAACGGCCAUUGGGUUUGGCAUCCUGGAGCAGUCCAAACUUGCCUCAAAGGAAACCAAAAGCUAAGAAACGUUUAGCCAGCACCCCAACUAAACAAAACAAGGCAUCUGACAAAGCCCCACUGCUGGGUGCAAGAUUCCUGUUGGAGAGAAAGAAGAACCAGGCGAAGGAGCAGUCGGCCGUGCAGAUGUGGUGUGGAAACUACCUGACUCAGCAAGUGUGCAAGCAGAGGAACAAAAUAGUGUUUAUGUGUUUAGCGCAGCUCUGAUACCAAGUUGGAUUUCCAAAGAUGGAAUCGUCUAAAAGCCUUUCUUCCCCACUCCCUCCAGAAAAUUAUCUAGACUCGUGCGACCUUUCUGAAAUCGAUGCCAGGCUCAACGCGUUGCAGGAAUACAUGGAGAAGCUUGGUGCACGGACCGAGUGAGCCGAGGAGCAGAUCCUUCAGUCGGGUGCUGUAUGACAAACUGAGGGCACGGGAGGGGGACGGAGGGGUCUGGGUACGAGCGUGUGGACACAGACACAACAUGCCCCACCCAUGUAGCCCAGGUCAGAAUCAGCCAACCUGCAUGGGCUAAACAGGGCUUCCUUUUCCCGGCCUAGAUGGAAGAACUGAAUGAUUUGAUUUGUUCGCUGUAAAUAGGAUUUUCUUUUAAAAAUGAGAUAAGUUUCUGGACAGUUGGUGAGAGUUGCCACCUUUGUGUGACUGUUACACAAUUUGACAAACCUCGUGGCCAAAGGCAACCUGAACACUACAGAAUGCUUAACUGAAAUUAUCUUGUGUCUGGAGCUGGGUUUGAUCAGGUGUAACCAACUUCUAGCCAGUUGACUAUCCUGCUAGCUCCUCACUUGGGAGAUCACAACCAGUGGCUGGUGGAAAUGGGCUAGCAGAACUUGUAACAUGAGUACAGAUCAUGGUUCUCCCCAGUAUCCUGUACAAUAUUCAGAGAGCUGAGUAUGAAAUAACUGAGUGCUAGAUUCCCUGGUUGCAAUUCCUAUAUCAGACAAGCACAGACAAUCGAGCAUCACAGGACAGAAGACACAUGGCUGUUCAAUGAAUUAGAUGUUGCCUAGGAAAAGGGAGUCAGUCACUUAGCCCCUUGCUCCUGACUCAUCAUUCAUUAAGACCUUGUCUGAUCUGCAACUGAGCUCCGUAUGCCUUCCUUUGACCCAUAUCCAUGCCUUUCAUCCACAAAACUAUAAGUUUGAUUCAAAAUUAACAAUGGAUCUAGCCAGCCCUUGUUGCGUUCUCUGGAAGCGAGUUCCAAACUUCUUACUAUCAUUAUCACUUUCUUUGCCUAUUAUUUCAUGAUUUUCUCUCUCCUGCUGUCUGACCUUCUGUUUGUUCUACAGUCUCACCUACUGCCUACCUACAGCAUAAAACCCACCGCAUUUCUACCUUCUUUUUUGCUCUGAAGAGGAAUCGCACUCCACCCUCAAAUGUUGACUCUGUUUCUCUCUCCACAUGCUACCAGACCUGCUGAGUUUCUCUAGCACCUUGUUUUCAUUCCUGUCACGGUUCGUCUGCAGAAGUAUUUCAUAAUUCCACUCCUGAAAGGUCUGGAUACAGUGCCAUAAAAUACAACAGAAAGUGGGAAACUUUAUGAUGAUUUCAGUUAAUUCACAUAACAAGGUUAUUGUCAAGUAUGUGGGGAGGAGCAAAGUAGGCUGUUCACCCCUUCAAAUCUGCCCUGCCAUUCUGGAUCAUGGCUGAUAUACCUCAAAGCUAUUUUCCCACAUUACUCCAUAUGCCUUCAUAUCAUUAGUUUCUUGAAAUCUAUCGAUUUCUGUCUUAAGUGUCCAAGCCUCCCCAAUCUGUGGGGUCACUAAUUCCAAAGAUUCACCAUCCUGUGAGCAAAUAAAUUCCCCUUUUCUCCUUUUACUCUGAGACUAGCUAAGGGCCUGUCUCAAACAAGGGCACUCACUGAAACUCCUUUUCUGCGUCCACACAGUUGAGUUCUUUAAGAAUUUUGUAAGUUUCAGUGAGGUCACCUCUCUAAGCUCUGAAGAAUACAGGCCCAAUCUCCUUUUAUAAAUUACGACCAUUUGAUCAGAAUGAGUUUUUUUGUCCUUAUUUUAGCAUCAAAUUAUUUAAUGUUUCCAACAUUUUACCUUCUCCAUCUACAAGUUCAUUUUUGAAGAAUUCCAAAAUAUCACUUCAAAAUUUACCUGUAGCGGUUUCUACUGAUGCCUGUUAAGAGUGGAAUAAGAACACGAUUAGCCAUUUGGCCCCAUUCCAUAGGAUCGUGGCUAAUGCAACACUCACGACCACAUUCCUGCCCUACCCCCAUAACCCUCGAUUUCCCCUACUGAUCAAGAAUCUAUCUAUCUCAGCCUUAAAGCUGCAAUUUAAGUAAUAUUUGGCAUUUAGCCUUUUCUAUUCCUUUAAACUUUCUUUUGUGAUGCACUGAGAUUACAGGUCAAGAUUUUUUUGGUCAACCCAGACCUUUCACUCUUAAAAGAAUCAGGUGCAUGAUUUCUAAAGCGAAUUUGCCUGAAUGCUUUGUAUUUGUAGAUCAUGCAGCUUUCUCUUUGGUUCUGUUUCCUGUUUCAUCAAACCAAUUGCAUGGCAACAUUUGAGAAAUCUUUGCAGUUUUUAUCUUUGUCUGUGACUUUCAGAUGACUGUCCCCUGUGCUGCUUGUGUAAUGGUGACUGGAGAAUUGCAAACUGACCAGCUGCUGUGGAUUUUGACCUAAUUGGUUCAUGUCUUAUUUUUAAACUUGUGUUUUUAUUAAUUUUUUAAAAGUUAUUUUUGAGGUAAAUGCAGUGGCAGACUGGAUGUAAUUCAAGAGGUGGUGUCUUGUGAAAGCUGGUUCUGAAUUAUCAGCUCAGGGAGCAGGAGGAGGCCAUUUGGCCCCUUGUGCCUGCUCCACCAUACAGUAAGAUUGUGGCUGAUCUUAUCAAAGUCCUAAGUUCCACUUUCCUGCCUACCUCCUAAUCUAUGUUUUUAAAAAUCCAUCUAAGUCCGCCUUAAAUAAAUUCAGUGAUGUGGCCUUUGCUGUCUCUCUGGGAUGUGUUGAGGCCACCCCUGGGUGAGUAACACUUCUAACAGUGCCACAGCUUAUGCUGUGAUCUUUGUGACAAACACCACUAGUGCUCCUCUUUUUCCACUUCCAGUGGGUCAAUUCUGCUGUGUCGAUGCAAUGCUUCAGACUUUCUUCCUGAUUAGUUUAAGGGAUCCAUUUUUUAUUUUAAUUUUUCUGUUGGUUUGGGUUCAAGUGAGCUCAGUCCUAGUUAGUUGUCUUUGGUUUUGGUCACUAUUCGCUAAAACCUGCUGUCUAAGGUAGCAGGAGACUUUUGUCAUACUGUGCUGUUGAGUUUUACCUGUGCUGAGCUGAGCUGGACAGAGAGCUGUAACUCAUGUUAUACACAUGGACAACUCAGUCAUCUCCUUGCUGUCGCUCUCCUACAGCUUGAAACGGGGCACAGUAGUUCCAGUCUCGAAUUCAAAAACCAAAAAGGCUCCAAGACUGACAGCGCAGCUGACACACUUUUGACCAUUUGGUUUUAGAUACCUUUUGAUAUCAGAAUUGGAGUUCUGGCUGAUUUUCACCAAGGCAGCUUUAACCUUAGAGAAAGGAUCCUUUUGUACUUGAUGAGUGCAAGUAGUGCAGAGUUAGUCUAAAGCUGGCACAUUAGAGUAUGACAGGUGGAAGAUGUUUAUUUUAGUUGUAGAUUUAAUGACCCUGCCUGCAGUCGUAACUAAACUGCUUCUAAUUUCAAGCUCGGCAUUAAUUUCUGUAGCUAUUCCUUUAACCCAUCCCUGCCAUGGCACCAACACAAAGAAUGGUACAAGGACUUGGCAGACAGCUACAAUUUACUGUUGUCUUAAGUGUGUACUGUAGUUGACCCAACUGUUGCCAGUUGUAGCUUCAUUAUAUAUUCAAGUUUUAAACAAAUCACACUGUCAUCAAUAGAUUUUAUUUAUGAUUUUACAAUUGUUUUGUAAAUAAAUCUUUUAUUGAAGAUAA
Molecule: messenger RNA, 5639 nt
Organism: Stegostoma tigrinum
Lineage: Eukaryota; Metazoa; Chordata; Chondrichthyes; Orectolobiformes; Stegostomatidae
Gene: ccdc61
Product: coiled-coil domain containing 61
Exons: 14
Coding region: 220-1938 (572 amino acids)
Cellular component (GO): centrosome
Source: RefSeq, a predicted model, not a curated record